CGUCACCACGCCCCUUUCUGGGAGAACUACAUUUCCCAGCGUGCCCUAGGGGUCCCCCGGGCAGGGAGGGCUGGACGAGGCGCUGACGGGCGGGGGUGCGGCGCAGAGUGCCCCGGCGUGUUCGCUUAGUUCAGUGAAUCAGAACAAUGACUGCGCCGCCGGGUCCCCGGGAGCGCGUUGGAGGACUGUGAGCAGCCGCUGCCAGGAGAGCGGAGAGCGGCGGGCGGCGCAGCCUGGGCGGCGCGGUGUCAACGCCGGCUUCGCGAGCCCCCGGCGCACAGCCGCGCUCCAGCGCCAGCAGCCCCGCGCGGAGCCCCCGGGCUCUGGAGCUGCAGUCUCUCCUCAGGAGCUGUGCAUUGUUGUGAGCGGGAGAAGGGGCGCGGGGAUUACGAAGCCCGAAGACCCCGGAGCCUCCGGUAGCCAUGUGGAUACCUACGGAGCACGAGAAAUACGGCGUGGUGAUUGCGAGUUUUCGAGGAACCAUACCAUAUGGCCUGUCGUUGGAAAUCGGAGACACAGUUCAGAUUCUGGAGAAGUGUGAUGGCUGGUACAGAGGAUUUGCCUUAAAAAACCCUAAUAUCAAGGGUAUAUUUCCUUCCAGCUAUGUUCAUUUGAAGAAUGCCUGCGUAAAGAACAAAGGACAAUUUGAAAUGGUUAUUCCCACUGAAGACUCGGUUAUCACGGAAAUGACAUCAACACUAAGGGACUGGGGAACCAUGUGGAAACAACUCUAUGUGAGAAAUGAAGGCGAUCUCUUCCACCGGCUCUGGCACAUCAUGAAUGAAAUCCUAGAUCUGCGGCGGCAGGUGCUGGUGGGCCAUCUCACUCAUGACCGGAUGAAGGAUGUGAAGCGCCACAUUACCGCCCGCCUGGACUGGGGCAAUGAACAACUGGGACUAGAUCUCGUGCCUAGGAAAGAGUAUGCCAUGGUGGAUCCUGAGGACAUCAGCAUUACUGAGCUGUACCGAUUGAUGGAACAUCGGCAUCGGAAGAAAGACACGCCUGUGCAGGCCAGCAGUCACCACCUCUUCGUGCAGAUGAAGAGCCUCAUGUGCUCCAACCUGGGGGAAGAGCUGGAGGUCAUCUUCUCUCUCUUUGACAGUAAAGAAAAUCGGCCCAUCAGUGAGAGAUUUUUCUUGAGGCUGAAUAGAAAUGGGCUUCCAAAAGCUCCAGAUAAACCAGAACGACACUGCUCUCUGUUUGUGGAUUUGGGUAGCAGCGAGCUAAGAAAGGACAUUUUUAUCACUGUGCACAUUAUCCGAAUUGGUCGAAUGGGAGCAGGGGAAAAAAAGAAUGCGUGCAGUGUUCAGUACCGGCGACCCUUUGGCUGUGCGGUUCUUAGCAUCGCUGACCUGCUGACAGGAGAAACAAAGGAUGACCUCAUCCUGAAAGUAUACAUGUGUAAUACAGAGAGCGAGUGGUACCAAAUCCAUGAGAACAUCAUCAAAAAGUUGAAUGCACGUUAUAAUUUGACUGGCUCCAAUGCAGGUCUAGCAGUUUCACUGCAGCUGUUGCAUGGAGACAUUGAACAAAUCAGAAGAGAAUAUUCAUCUGUGUUUUCUCAUGGAGUGUCCAUUACAAGGAAGUUGGGCUUUUCUAACAUUAUUAUGCCUGGUGAAAUGAGGAAUGACUUAUAUAUCACGAUCGAGAGGGGAGAAUUUGAGAAAGGAGGGAAGAGUGUGGCCAGAAAUGUGGAAGUUACCAUGUUCAUUAUAGAUAGUAAUGGACAGAAUUUGAAGGAUUUUAUCUCCUUUGGUUCUGGAGAGCCCCCAGCCAGCGAGUACCACUCCUUUGUGCUUUAUCAUAACAACAGCCCCAGGUGGGCUGAACUGCUGAAACUUCCCAUUCCUGUGGAUAAAUUCAGGGGCGCGCACAUCCGCUUUGAAUUCCGGCACUGCUCUACCAAGGAGAAAGGAGAAAAGAAGUUGUUUGGUUUCUCUUUUGUCCCCCUGAUGCAGGAAGAUGGCAGGACUCUUCCGGAUGGCACACACGAGCUCAUUGUGCACAAGUGUGAAGAAAAUACAAACCUUCAGGACACUACCCGCUACCUCAAACUUCCCUUUUCCAAGGGCAUUUUCCUUGGGAAUAAUAAUCAAGCCAUGAAGGCCACAAAGGAGUCCUUUUGGAUCACAUCUUUCCUCUGUUCAACAAAACUCACCCAGAAUGGUGACAUGCUUGAUCUUUUGAAAUGGAGAACCCACCCAGACAAGAUCACAGGCUGUCUGUCUAAGUUAAAAGAAAUCGAUGGCUCAGAGAUAGUCAAGUUCCUGCAAGACACACUGGAUACGUUAUUUGGAAUUUUAGAUGAAAACUCUCAAAAAUAUGGUUCUAAAGUAUUUGAUUCUUUGGUUCACAUAAUAAACUUGCUGCAAGAUAGCAAAUUUCAUCACUUUAAACCUGUAAUGGAUACUUACAUUGAGAGUCAUUUUGCUGGGGCCCUUGCAUACAGAGAUCUCAUCAAAGUGCUUAAGUGGUAUGUGGACAGGAUCACAGAAGCAGAGCGACAGGAGCACAUCCAGGAGGUGCUGAAGGCACAAGAGUACAUCUUUAAGUAUAUAGUACAAUCUCGAAGGCUCUUCUCCCUGGCCACUGGUGGGCAGAACGAAGAGGAAUUCCGCUGCUGCAUUCAGGAGCUGCUCAUGUCCGUCCGCUUCUUCCUUUCCCAGGAGAGCAAAGGGUCUGGAGCAUUGUCUCAGUCACAGGCUGUGUUUCUGAGCUCCUUCCCAGCUGUGUAUUCAGAACUGUUGAAGCUUUUUGAUGUCCGGGAAGUGGCCAACUUGGUUCAGGACACGCUGGGCAGUUUGCCAACCAUCAUGCAUGUAGACGAUUCGUUGCAGGCCAUUAAACUACAGUGCAUCGGGAAAACCGUGGAAAGCCAGCUUUACACCAACCCAGACUCCCGGUACAUCCUCCUGCCUGUCGUAUUGCAUCACCUCCACAUUCACUUGCAAGAACAGAAGGACUUGAUCAUGUGUGCACGUAUUCUUAGCAACGUAUUUUGUCUCAUCAAGAAAAAUAGCUCAGAAAAAUCCGUGUUGGAAGAGAUAGACGUGAUCGUGGCCAGCCUGCUGGACAUCCUGCUGAGAACCAUCCUGGAGAUCACCAGCCGGCCGCAGUCCUCGGGUUCCUCCAUGCGGUUCCAGUUCCAGGAUGUCACUGGGGAAUUUGUUGCUUGCCUCCUGUCCCUUUUACGACAAAUGACAGAUAGACAUUAUCAACAGCUCCUUGACAGUUUCAGUACAAAGGAAGAAUUAAGGGAUUUCCUGCUGCAGAUAUUUACCGUGUUCCGAAUAUUGAUACGCCCAGAGAUGUUUCCAAAGGACUGGACUGUCAUGCGCUUGGUUGCUAACAAUGUUAUUAUUACAACAGUUCUAUACCUCUCUGAUGCACUUCGAAAGAAUUUCCUAAACGAAAAUUUUGAUUAUAAGAUUUGGGAUUCCUACUUUUAUCUCGCAGUCAUUUUUAUAAACCAGCUAUGUCUACAGUUGGAGAUGUUCACACCUUCCAAAAAGAAAAAGGUGUUAGAAAAGUAUGGAGAUAUGCGUGUCACGAUGGGCUGUGAAAUUUUCAGCAUGUGGCAAAAUCUGGGAGAACACAAGCUUCAUUUUAUACCUGCCCUGAUUGGCCCCUUCCUUGAAGUGACCCUGAUCCCCCAACCGGACCUCCGCAAUGUCAUGAUCCCUAUUUUUCAUGACAUGAUGGACUGGGAACAGAGGCGGAGUGGCAACUUUAAACAGGUGGAAGCCAAGCUGAUCGACAAGCUGGAUAGCCUGAUGUCAGAAGGCAAAGGUGAUGAAACUUACCGCGAGCUCUUCAACAGUAUUUUACUAAAGAAAAUUGAGCGGGAAACAUGGAGGGAAAGUGGCGUCUCAUUAAUUGCCACUGUUACUCGCCUAAUGGAGAGGUUGCUGGAUUACAGGGACUGCAUGAAAAUGGGAGAGGUGGAUGGCAAAAAGAUUGGCUGCACAGUUAGCCUUCUGAACUUCUAUAAGACUGAGCUAAACAAGGAAGAGAUGUAUAUACGCUACAUCCACAAACUCUAUGACCUCCAUCUCAAAGCUCAAAACUUUACAGAGGCGGCAUAUACUCUCCUGUUGUAUGAUGAGCUGCUGGAAUGGUCCGACCGGCCCCUCAGGGAGUUCCUGACCUACCCCAUGCAAACAGAGUGGCAGCGCAAAGAGCACUUGCACCUCACCAUCAUCCAGAACUUUGACAGAGGCAAAUGCUGGGAGAAUGGCAUUAUCCUGUGCCGGAAGAUCGCAGAGCAGUAUGAGAAUUAUUAUGACUACAGGAACCUGAGCAAGAUGAGGAUGAUGGAGGCCUCUCUGUAUGACAAAAUUAUGGAUCAGCAGCGUCUGGAGCCAGAGUUCUUUAGAGUCGGGUUCUAUGGGAAAAAGUUUCCUUUUUUCUUGAGAAAUAAGGAGUUUGUGUGUCGAGGGCAUGACUACGAGAGGCUGGAAGCCUUCCAACAGAGGAUGCUGAACGAGUUCCCCCACGCCAUCGCCAUGCAACACGCCAACCAGCCCGACGAGACCAUCUUCCAAGCAGAAGCACAGUAUCUUCAGAUCUACGCUGUCACUCCCAUUCCAGAGAGCCAGGAGGUGCUGCAGAGGGAGGGUGUGCCAGACAACAUCAAAAGUUUCUACAAAGUGAAUCACAUCUGGAAAUUCCGCUAUGACCGCCCAUUUCACAAAGGCACAAAGGAUAAAGAGAAUGAAUUCAAGAGUCUCUGGGUGGAGAGAACCUCGUUAUACCUGGUGCAGAGUUUGCCUGGCAUUUCCCGCUGGUUUGAAGUGGAGAAGCGUGAAGUGGUAGAAAUGAGUCCCCUGGAAAAUGCAACUGAAGUGCUGGAAAAUAAGAAUCAGCAGCUGAAGACGCUGAUCAGCCAAUGUCAGACACGUCAGAUGCAGAAUAUCAAUCCUCUGACCAUGUGCCUGAAUGGGGUGAUUGACGCUGCAGUGAACGGAGGGGUAUCGAGGUACCAAGAGGCAUUUUUUGUCAAAGAAUAUAUCUUAAGUCACCCUGAAGAUGGAGAGAAAAUUGCACGAUUAAGAGAGCUCAUGCUGGAGCAGGCCCAGAUUCUGGAAUUUGGCCUGGCUGUGCAUGAGAAGUUUGUGCCUCAAGACAUGAGACCCCUUCACAAAAAGCUGGUGGAUCAGUUCUUUGUGAUGAAGUCGAGCCUAGGAAUCCAGGAGUUUGCCGCUUGUACCCAAGCCAGCCCCGUGCAUUUCCCAAAUGGCAGCCCUCGCGUGUGCAGAAACUCCGCACCUGCCUCUAUGAGCCCGGAUGGUACCAGGGUAAUUCCAAGACGCAGCCCAUUAAGUUACCCAGCUGUCAACCGGUACUCUUCCUCCUCACUGUCCUCACAGGCUUCCGCUGAAGUAAGCAAUAUUACAGGGCAAUCAGAAAGCUCUGAUGAAGUCUUUAACAUGCAGCCAAGUCCGUCUACCUCAAGCUUGAGCUCUACUCACUCGGCUUCGCCUAAUGUGACAAGUUCGGCUCCAUCGAGUGCCAGAGCUUCCCCGUUGUUGUCCGACAAACACAAGCAUUCCAGAGAAAACUCUUGCCUCUCCCCUAGAGAGAGACCAUGCAGUGCCAUUUAUCCAACACCCGUGGAGCCUUCUCAGAGGAUGCUGUUCAAUCACAUCGGAGAUGGGGCCUUGCCGCGCAGUGAUGCCAGUCUCUCUGCCCCUGAGAAAGCUGUGAACCCCACCCCUAGCAGCUGGAGCCUGGACAGUGGGAAGGAAGCCAAGAACGUGUCGGAUAGUGGGAAACUUAUUUCCCCCCCUGUCCCUCCGAGACCCACUCAAACUGCGUCACCAGCAAGACACACAACGACAUCAGUAUCUCCCUCGCCUGCUGGCCGAUCUCCAUUAAAGCAGGGCUCCAUGCAGUCAUUCACCCCCUCGCCAGUGGAGUACCACUCUCCAGGAUUGAGCUCCAACUCCCCAGUCCUGUCGGGCAGCUACAGCAGCGGCAUUUCUUCGCUCAGCCGGUGCAGCACAUCGGAAACCUCAGGCUUUGAAAAUCAGGUGAAUGAACAGUCGGUACCUGUGCCUGUGCCCGCACCUGUACCCGCGCCCGUGCCAGGGCCUGUGCCUAGCUACAGCGGUGGGCCUGAGGAGCUGGCGCGCAAGGAGAGCAAGACGCCGCCCCCGUACAGCGUGUACGAGCGGACUCUGCGGCGCCCUGUGCCACUGCCACACAGCCUCUCCAUCCCUGCCACCGCCGAGCCGCCAGCCUUGCCCCCCAAGCCGCUGGCAGCACGGCCCAGCCACCUGGAGAACGGGACCCGGAGGACCGAGGCCGGCCCGAGGCCCAGGCCCCUGCCCCGGAAGGUCUCACAGUUAUAAAGUCCCCUUUGUAUGUCCCUGUGGUGAAUUCUCUGUGGUUUACAAAGUAAGAGGUAUGGGGCUCAGAAGACAUUUAGUGUAGGCACUUUAACCCCUUACACAGCUCUUUCCUUAAACAAAUAGCAUUUUUGGAGGGGGGGGAACCCUUCUUAUUAAAUAAUGUUGCACAAUAUGAAAAGUCACUGGUCUGAAACACCAGGCGUUACAUGAAGUAUGGCUAAGUUGCAUUAAAACGUUCUCAUUUGACAGUGACAAAUAGUGAAAAGGACUCCUCUUGUACCUGUUUAUGUUCACUUUCUUUUCUUGCUAGUUCGAUCUUCAAUCCGAUACAACCUUGUCAACCUGUGCACUGCGUGAUCAUGUGGUAUACUUUUACUGAAUAGUUGAUAUCAGGAAAAGCUUAGUAACGCAAUGCAAGUGCUAAAGGGGUUGCCAGGGUUGGGACUGGAAGUUGUCUUGUUCUGCAAACAAAAUAGAUCUUUAAGGAUGCCGUUCAUGUGUGACAGCUGUCCACCUUCUUGCAAUUCUACUUUGUGAGGCGUUGAGACCUGUGGUACCCAACCAGCAUAGUAUGUACUGUAUUUCUUUGCAAGGUGCAGUUUGCUUUCUGAGUUCCCAUCAGCUAAAUUAAGCAGAAAACCUUAGGAGAAAUGUUUACUUGAAUUUUGUGCUCCCUCACUUGAUGGUGUCCCAUAGCAAAUGUGUCACUGAUGAACAAAUGUUCGAGUAUUAACUAGGCACAAAUGACUGUGUCCCAUUAACUAGAAUUCAGGAGUCAAUACAGGACAGUAUUAAUUCAGUAGCGUAAAUGAAGAAAAAAAAACUUAGCGAAAAUGUAUUCACUUGAUUAAAUGGCAAAAGGGCUUUGGGAAGGCAAGGGCAUUAACCUGCGGUCCUGCACAGAAUUAGAGAUUGCGUGCAGCUCCCCAUCCUUCCCAGGGGACUUGGCUUCCGCACCAGUGCUGUAUCCCUCUGUGGAAGGCGGGUAAGUGUAGGCCCUGUAGCCGGGCUGUUGCAGCGUAUUGUCUUAGCUCUAGGUAGGGACAUCGGUGGUGCCACCGUUGUAGAAGUGUGGAAAAAACACCUUGUAUGUAGUAAUGUAUUUUGUAUCUUUAUUUUUUUCUUUGACUGUUUAUAAUAUAACACUCGAUUGACAAUAGAUAUGAACUGUAUUUUAAAUCAUAUUGUUAAAUAUUUUCCCUCUUUUGUUGGGAAGCUUAUUUCAGUUUAACUGUCUGUUUUGUUGAUAGCUUACCUGGAAGGCAGUGAACACUUUUUUAUAUUCUCUUAAUGAAACCAUUCAGCAGGUAUAUGCUGUUGAGGCUGGUUAUACAGGUUUUCUAUAAUAAAUGUUCAAGUAUUUUUGUACAUAACUCGUUAAUUUUAAUAAGAGAUACCAUUAUGUGUAAAAAAAAGUAAAAAUAAAAGCAAACAGUUGUUGAAGCAGUAUGAUUGUUAUAAUUAUGCCAAAUACUUUAUGUAUGGGAAAAAGAAUAUUUGUACAUAUGUGCUUUUAACAAUAAUUCUGCCAUAUUGACUUUACAAUUUUGAAUGUCAGAAAAAUUAAUAUAUGUUUAAAAUAUUUAUGUUUAGUGGAGGUAUUCAUAAUGGAGAAAAGGAACAUAUGAAUUUUAGCUUUGUAUCUUGCAAGUUUUGCAAUUGGAAAAUCCCUUGAAAUAGGUUUUGCUUUUGAUGAUAACACUUUGUGUUUGUAAUUACAUUCUUCAAAUAUAUCUAUAUAUAUGUAUGUAUAGCAAACUCAAUAUUUCUGCUUUAAAGUAAAACCUUCCAUUUAAGUAAGAUGAUAUGCGUAAGAUAACAAAGCUUCUUUGAUUUCCUUUUCUGUGUAAUUUAAUAGAUUUCUUGACUACUGCUUGGGCACAGUAUAAAUCAGUGUUAUUUGCUCUUGGAGCCACUUUUUGAAGUUUCUGGCAGUGAACAGUAGACUCUAUCAUGUGCGUGCGAUUCUGAAGCAGCUAUAGAGCAGGUUUCGAGAGAUUGUGUUAGCACAGAUGUUCAUGUCAGUUGCUGCUGAAUGGUAAAUAUUAAAUAAAAUGACCAGAUUAAUCUCAA
Ochotona princeps (American pika) is the source of this 8426-nucleotide messenger RNA. RefSeq names its product dedicator of cytokinesis 4 (gene DOCK4). The coding region runs from base 423 to 6353 and encodes 1976 amino acids. Gene Ontology annotation, biological process: small GTPase-mediated signal transduction; cell chemotaxis. Gene Ontology annotation, molecular function: small GTPase binding; GTPase activator activity; guanyl-nucleotide exchange factor activity. The record is from RefSeq and is a predicted model, not a curated record. The transcript is spliced from 52 exons. NCBI's taxonomy places the organism in Eukaryota, Metazoa, Chordata, Mammalia, Lagomorpha, Ochotonidae. Gene Ontology annotation, cellular component: cytoplasm; plasma membrane.